Scleropages formosus (Asian bonytongue) is the source of this 3133-nucleotide messenger RNA. RefSeq names its product SEC23 homolog B, coat complex II component (gene sec23b). The record is from RefSeq and is a predicted model, not a curated record. Gene Ontology annotation, cellular component: endoplasmic reticulum exit site; COPII vesicle coat. The transcript has 19 exons. The coding region runs from base 208 to 2508 and encodes 766 amino acids. NCBI's taxonomy places the organism in Eukaryota, Metazoa, Chordata, Actinopteri, Osteoglossiformes, Osteoglossidae. Gene Ontology annotation, biological process: COPII-coated vesicle budding; intracellular protein transport; endoplasmic reticulum to Golgi vesicle-mediated transport. Gene Ontology annotation, molecular function: GTPase activator activity; zinc ion binding.
UCCCGGAAAGUGUUGAACCGGCAGAAGCAUCCGGCCCGUUUCGCUUCACGCGGAGUGUUGUGACUUAGUUAGUGUGUCGUUUUCUUUUGACGUCGUAAAUGUUUUAACUUGGAUUCUUUCACUUUUUUCUAAAAAAAAAAAAAAAAAAAAAAAAUCCUUUUCCCCAACUUUAAGCCGAGGGUCAAAGAUUGAACGUAUUCAGAUUUUAUGGCAAUGUUCCAAGAAUUCAUUCAGCAAAAUGAGGACCGUGAUGGGGUGCGCUUCAGCUGGAACUUAUGGCCCUCCAGUAGACUGGAGGCCACCCGGCUGGUGGUCCCGGUAUCAUGUCUAUUCACCCCACUAAAGGAGUGCCCGGACCUCCCUCCGGUGCAGUAUGAGCCCGUUCUUUGUGGUCGUCCGAACUGCCGGGCUGUGCUCAACCCACUGUGUCAAGUUGACUUCAGGGCCAAAAUCUGGGCAUGCAACUUCUGCUUCCAGAGAAAUCCGUUUCCCCCUACAUAUGCUGGAAUAUCAGAAGUGAACCAACCUGCAGAACUUAUGCCUCAGUUCUCCACAAUUGAGUACAUUAUACAGCGUGGCCCACCAACGCCUCUAAUCUUCCUGUAUGUAGUGGAUAUCUGUCUUGAAGAAGAAGACCUCCAGGCAUUGAAGGAGUCUUUACAGAUGUCCCUAAGCCUGUUGCCCCCCAAUGCUUUGGUGGGCCUCAUCACCUUUGGCCGAAUGGUACAGGUCCAUGAACUUAGCUGUGAGGGCAUCUCCAAGAGCUAUGUCUUCAGGGGCACCAAAGACCUCUCCGCUAAACAGAUCCAGGAAAUGCUAGGUUUGAUGAAGCCAGCACCUGCAGGACAGCCUGGUCGUCCACCUGCAGCUCAGGAAAUGCAGCCCACCUGCAGGUUCCUGCAGCCUGUGCACAAGGUUGACAUGAACUUGACAGACCUUCUGGGAGAGCUGCAGCGGGACCCAUGGCCUGUAUCUCAAGGCAAGAGACCUCUGCGUUCCACUGGCAUUGCCCUGUCCAUUGCUGUGGGCCUGCUGGAGGGCACCUUUCCCAACACAGGAGCUCGUGUAAUGCUCUUCACAGGAGGCCCCCCAACACAGGGGCCUGGCAUGGUGGUAGGCGAUGAGCUGAAAACACCCAUUCGUUCCUGGCACGACAUCCAGAAGGACAAUGCCCGCCACCUGAAGAAGGCUACUAAGUACUACGAAGCCUUGGCAAACCGCGCUGCUGCGAAUGGGCACUGUAUCGAUAUCUACGCCUGUGCUUUGGAUCAGACUGGCCUGUUGGAGAUGAAGUGCUGCUCCAACCUCACCGGUGGACACAUUGUCAUGGGAGAUUCUUUCAACACCUCCUUGUUCAAGCAGACCUUCCAAAGAGUCUUCAGCAAAGACUACAACAAUGAGUUCCGCAUGGCCUUUGGGGCCACUUUGGAAGUGAAGACUUCAAGGGAAUUGAAAGUAUCUGGUGCUAUUGGUCCUUGUGUCUCGCUGAACUCCAAGGGGCCUUGCGUUUCAGAGAAUGAAAUGGGGGUGGGUGGUACAAGUCAAUGGAAAGUGUGCAGCCUGAAUCCCUCAACUACACUGGCUAUGUACUUUGAAGUUGUUAAUCAGCACAAUGCUCCAGUUCCACAGGGUGGCAGAGGAGCCAUCCAGUUUGUCACACAAUACCAGCACUCUAGCACGCAGAGGAGAAUUCGUGUCACCACCAUUGCCAGGAACUGGGCAGAUGUACAGUCUCAGAUGCAGCACAUUGAAUCAUCAUUUGACCAGGAAGCAUCUGCAGUGCUCAUGGCCCGAUUGGCUGUGUUCCGCGCUGAAUCUGAGGAGGGUCCAGAUGUCCUCCGCUGGCUCGACCGGCAGCUCAUUCGCCUGUGUCAGAAAUUUGGACAAUUCAACAAGGAUGACCCAGCAUCCUUCCGCUUGUCUGAGUCUCUGUCGUUGUACCCACAGUUCAUGUUUCACCUGCGGAGGUCACCAUUCCUUCAGGUGUUCAAUAACAGCCCUGAUGAGUCCUCCUACUACAGGCACCACUUCAUGAGGCAGGAUCUAACACAGUCUCUCAUCAUGAUCCAGCCCAUCCUCUACUCUUACUCCUUCUACGGCCCCCCUGAGCCAGUGUUGCUGGACAGCAGCAGUAUUCUCCCAGACCGUAUACUGCUCAUGGACACCUUUUUCCAGCUGGUCAUCUAUCAUGGCGAGACUAUUGCCCAGUGGCGCAAAGCUGGGUACCAAGAGAUGCCGGAGUAUGAGAAUUUCAAACAGCUGCUACAGGCGCCUUUGGAUGACGCUCAAGAGAUCCUGCAGACACGCUUCCCCAUGCCCCGUUACGUAGACACUGAGCAUGGGGGCUCACAAGCCCGUUUUUUGCUCUCCAAAGUCAACCCCUCCCAGACCCACAACAACCUCUACGCCUGGGGGCAGGAAUCUGGAGCCCCGAUCCUCACAGAUGAUGUGAGCCUGCAAGUAUUCAUGGAUCAUCUCAAGAAGCUGGCUGUGUCAAGUGCAGCAUAGGAUUAAAUUAAAGGAUGUGAGAAGAGGAGGUUGUCUCAUCUGUUAAACAUUUCAAUUCCUUAAGACUUAUUUCUUCAGUGUUUCUAAAUGGGGAACAAUCUGUGACUCUUGUUCUGAAGCCAGACUUGACCUCAUUCUAACCUUUUGAAGCUUAGCUUUUAUCAGAAAAGUCUUCACAUUCCUUUUGUUAGUUUUAAGGUGUAAUAAUUCUUUUAAUGAAUAAACAAAAAGGAAAUAUAUGGCAGUUGAAAGGCCUUGCUGCUUAUACUUGUUCUGUUGGAAUUUUUUUUUUUUUUAAGGAUAAACUGAUAAAUUAUGUGAUCAUUCUCUAACAAAUGCAACUGAAGUUAUUUGGGAUGCAUGAAAUGAAGAAAAGAUUCCAGAUACAAAGUCAACCAUUAUCCUUUAAAUAGCAAACUUGUAUUCCUUCUUAAUGUAUGUUAAACAUUAAUUUUGUUACAUGUGUUAAUACUGUAAAAGUUAGAAUUACUGAUUACCCUAACAAAGAUUUAAUAUUUAAGUAAUGAUAUCAAUUAAAAAAUAACUUAAUUUUUGUUGUAUGACUGGAGCAAAUGUUGUACACCUGGUACUAACAUUUAAUAUAUUUCUAUAUUUGUUUACUGUA